UCUUGGGAGGCAGUGGCCCGAGUAAGAAAACGUAGAAUGCCUCUGGUGACAAGGCGACUGAGAGAUCCCGACAUAAAUCCUUGCUUGCUGGAAUCUGAUGCUUCUACAAGAUGUAUGGAUGAAAAUAACUAUGACAAGGAGAGGUGUUCCACUUACUUCUUUUUUUAA
Perognathus longimembris pacificus (Pacific pocket mouse) is the source of this 168-nucleotide messenger RNA. RefSeq names its product coiled-coil-helix-coiled-coil-helix domain-containing protein 7-like. The transcript has a single exon. Bases 37 to 168 code for a protein of 43 amino acids. NCBI's taxonomy places the organism in Eukaryota, Metazoa, Chordata, Mammalia, Rodentia, Heteromyidae. The record is from RefSeq and is a predicted model, not a curated record.